Molecule: messenger RNA, 4742 nt
Organism: Capra hircus (goat)
Lineage: Eukaryota; Metazoa; Chordata; Mammalia; Artiodactyla; Bovidae
Gene: FAM110B
Product: family with sequence similarity 110 member B
Exons: 4
Coding region: 795-1952 (385 amino acids)
Source: RefSeq, a predicted model, not a curated record
CACACCGGCGGGGACACGAGCUCCCGGCCGCGGCAACUCGCUCCAAGUUCCCUCCCUCGCUCUCUGGCGCUGGCAGUCAGAGUCCUCCCACUCGGCUCAGACGGAGCCGCCGCGGCCGCCGCCAGCUCGGCCCCCCGCUGCCUCGCGCCCCGGACCCCGCGGCCUUCCCAGUCCCUCGCUCUACCCUCCGGUGGCCCCGGCGGCCCGGCCCUCGUCCCUCGAGGGCCUCGACAAUUUUGCCUGCCGUCCCCGGAGCCCGGUGCCCGGCUCGAACUGCACAGGGGAGCGCGGACGAGCUGUCUCCAACUGGACAUCCAGGGCACCUCUCCUGUUCUUUCUGACUCUUGAAUUGGAAGCUAACAAGACUCUACAGCCUGGAAAAGAAGUAAAAGCUGUUUUGUGCAGUGGAGAGUACUUGAAGGGAGCAAGGAUUCCCUGCAGUUCCUGCCUGCAACUGGGCAAACACUUACUCCCCUCUCAGCUCUGCCUGCAGUUGAACACAAAGACCUGGAGGAGACUCCCACAUCCUUCGGGGAGGAGAAAGGAGGCGGCGAGGCCCGAUUAAAGGAACUUGGGGGUUGGUUGCCUCUCUGCACCGGCCGGCCGGCGAGGGGGCGAGGGGAUUAGAGUCCCGGGUCGGUGACCGAGCGGGAGAUGAGGCGCUGCCGCCGCCGCUGACCCUCGGUUCCGGACCAUCCGCUGCGCUUUGUGCCGCCCGCACAUGUGUCUGCCCGGCGCAUCCGGAGGCGCGCACACGAGCAUCCACCACGGCCGCCGGGGAGAGAGUGCCCGCCAUGCCCACGGAGAGCCUACAGACAGGUAGCAUGGUGAAGCCGGUCAGCCCCGCCGGCACCUUCACGUCGGCCGUGCCCCUGCGCAUCCUCAACAAGGGGCCCGACUACUUUCGCCGCCAGGCGGAGCCCAACCCCAAGAGACUCAGCGCCGUGGAGCGGCUGGAGGCCGACAAGGCCAAGUACGUCAAGAGCCAGGAGGUCAUCAACGCCAAGCAGGAGCCCGUGAAGCCUGCGGUGCUGGCCAAGCCCCCAGUGUGCCCCGCCGCCAAGCGCGCGCUCGGCAGCCCCACGCUCAAGGGCUUCGGCGGCGGCGGCGGCGGCGGCGGCGGCGGGGGCGCCAAGAGCGAGGGGGGCGCGCCUCGCGAGACCCUGAAGCUGGAGAUCCUCAAGAACAUUCUCAACAGCUCCGAAGGCUCGAGCACGGGCUCGGGCCACAAGCACAGCGCGCGGAACUGGCCGGCGCCCCGGGCUGACGCGGCCGAGCUGCACCGGCACUCGUUCGCCGAGUCGCUGCGCGCGCGGCCCGCGCCCGGCCGGGGCAGCCCCCAGGAGGGCGGCUCGCACGUGGGCCGCCGGCCGCCCGAGCCCGCCUCUGCCGCCGCCGCUGCCGCCGACGCCUUUCUGCACGUGUCGCACAGCUCCUCGGACAUCCGCCAGGGGCCCGGGGCCAGGCCCCUGAAGGCCAUCCUCCCCUGCAGCAGUUCCGCCCCGCCGCUGCCCCCCAAGCCUAAGGUGGCCGCCCCGGCCGCAGUGAAGUCCCCCGAGGCCGAGGCGGCCGAGCCGGCCGGCGGGGUGGGCCGGAGACCCUCGCUGCAGCGCUCCAAGUCGGACCUGAGCGACAGGUAUUUCCGCGUGGACGCCGACGUGGAGCGCUUCUUCAACUACUGCGGACUGGAUCCAGAGGAGCUGGAGAACCUGGGCAUGGAGAACUUCGCGCGGGCCAACUCGGACAUCAUCUCGCUCAACUUCCGCAGCGCCAGCAUGAUCAGCUCGGACUGCGAACAGUCUCAGGACAGUAACAGUGACCUUAGGAACGAUGACAGUGCCAAUGACCGGGUGCCCUACGGCAUCUCCGCCAUCGAGAGGAACGCGCGCAUUAUCAAGUGGUUGUACAGCAUCAAACAGGCCAGGGAGUCGCAGAAGGUGUCCCACGUGUAAGAGGCAGCAGCGCGCUGGAGGGAGGCGGGGGGGGGUCUCUGUCCGCGCCUCGGCACUCGUGAAGGUUGUGAGGUCUCCUUGAAGUGUUGUGAGCUUCUCCACUCUCUUUGUGUUGCUUGUUGUGCAAUGUCUUUCCAGUUGCAUGCCCGCCAACACGGGGACUGACCUGGCGUCCUCGGCUACCAUCGCUACAGAGCCUGGCCGGUGGCGCGUCACCCGCCCCAAAGUGUCAGGCCACAUCCUAAUUUAGGGCUUCGAUCUUUGGCAAAACUGUUUACACGGAAAACGGUAUACAACUUCUUCAAUAUUUAUGUGGUUCUAGUGUUUUUAUAUCCCGCGCUAUGGUGUCUUAAUUAAAGGUUUUAUCAACUGGCUUUUAAGUUGGGAGUAACAUCUUUUUGAAUUAAAAAAAAAAAAAAGCCUAUUUGCCUACAUGUGAGACCCAAACUGGAAAAUAAAUGGGCUCUGCUAUCAAACAGAUAGUGAGGGAUCCCAGAGAAAACCGGGCUGGGCUUUCUGAGAAAGAAGGUGGGAAAUCCGGUGUCAGUCAUUUAUUAUUGACAGUCCUCUUGCCAUUUACACAAGUAAUGGUUGGGGACACAUAUGUUCUGUGUCUGACUUGGUGUAUAAACGUUGAUGGUUCUGUGUAAUACUGACCCCAAGGAAAGACAAUCAGAUACAAUGAAGGGGAUUAAAUCAGGAGGUGGGGUGUUAAGAGGGGCUUGUUGCUAUUGAUCUGAUUUGGGUUAAUUUAAAAUUUUUUGACUAUCAAUCAUUUGACAGAACUGGCCGCCCUAGAGCUGAUACUGAAUUUUUUUUAAAGAUGGUUUUUCAGUUGAGAAUUCCAAGUGGAUUCUCCUCCUUCCCUUUGUUGUAAUUGUUUUAUCUGGGAGAGGGGAGUGGGGCUUGGGUGGUAGGAACUACCUGAAGACCACUGAACACAAAUGGAAAUGCCAGCCAUAUCAGUUUAGAGCCUUCUCUUCAGAAGUCAGUACCUUUGGUAGCUGAACCAGAUCUGGGCAGCAUGACCAUGUCCUCAUGCAUAUGUUAACCUGUGAGGCUGCAGGGAGCUUGAAACAUGACUCUGUGUAGCUUUUCAAUCCGAAGAUCCGUAGGGCUGCAUAUCAGCUUGUUCCCCCAUAACCUGUCCUACAGGUGGUCUAGUUGGCUGUCCCUCAGCUGACAGUCAUCCUGCAGUAGCCAAGGGGUCCACCUGGGAUGCUCAGCUUCCUCGCUCUUGUAGACAUGCCCUGGAGCUCCCAGCAGCACUGCCUUAGCCUUCAUCAGCUCAUAGGACACUUUUUAUGCUGUAAAUGCUGUAAGACUUUGUACAUACUUCAGUUGUUUAUGAAAUCUUUAAGAAGAAAAAAAAAGAAACGUUACUUAAUAAAUAGCUUUGGUGCAGGCUCCAUGGUGGUGGUUUCUCUUUGUCUUUUCCUUCACUCCCUCCACAGAAGUUUCACUUUGGACCAGAAGGAGACUUUUGAGGGCCUUGAAGAAACAGCAUUUCAUUAAGUUAUAUUCACCAUAUCACAAUUAUUCUGAACAGCUGUAUUCUUCAUUGUAGUUAGAUCAGUGUGCUUUUUGCUAAAAUAAUUUCAUCAAGGUUCCUAAAAUCUGCUGCUGCUGCUUAGUUCACAACUUCCAGUUUUUUUUUUAAUCUUUUCUUAAAAUCAGGAUUUUUCACAUCUUUCACCAAACUCUUAAGUUGUAAUUAUUUGUUACAGCUUCUGACAGUGGAGUUCUGACAGUGGAGACUUACCUUGGAAAUUCAUAGCCUUGUUCUUAUUUGAACAAACCCGAGAUCAUUAAUGUUACAUGUGUUUAUAUAGUAGUCCACUCAUUCAUUCAUUCAUUCAUUCAAAAGUGUAUAUGAUGAGUGAUUCCCUUUUCAGGCCUUACCAUUGACCCAAGACUGCUGUGGUCAACAGCACGGUAUCUGCCUCAAGGAACUUAGAUUUUCACUUGAAUUUUCAUUCUAGUGAAGUAUCAUUCCUCCCAGUGGACGUGUCUUAACUCCUGUUAUUAAUAGGACAUUGAGUAUUCAACAGCUAUUUAGUGAAUCAAGUUAUUUGAAGAUUAACAUUUUUAAAUGUUCCAUAUAACAUGUAAAAGUAAAAGAGGAUUAUUUUUAAAGUUUCAGAAACAAUAUAAUUCCCAACUUUUACACUCACCAACAUUUUCCUUUGAAAAUCAGACUCGGUUCUUUGACUCUCUACUGGUUUUGAACUUUUCUGGUUCUCUUCUUAAUUUUAGUUCAACUAGAACUCUACUUGCCAGAAGAGUCUGAAAUACUGCUAUGAGUGGUGAUGGUAGAAUGGAUUAAAGAUAAUAGGAUGAAAGCUUAAUAUUUAUAUGCACACACAUUUUCUUCCUUCAUCAUUUGGGUAGAAAUGAAGCCAUUUAAAAUAUUCAUGGCUUUGGUAUUUAUAUACCCAUUUCUUUCUGGGGCUAUUGAAAUACCAAAGAUAGAUGUUACUUUCCUAAAGUAACUGGUGUUGGGAGAUGAGGGCUUGGCAAAUUUAAUAUCACUGCCUAUGCUGUUUUUGUUAUAAAUUUUGUUUCAGUUCUUCCAGUGCUUCAAAACCACCUUAACCUGUGUUCCAACAAACCUAUAACUCACCCCACUAUUGUUCAGUCUAAUCGUCUGUGGCCUUUAUACCAUGAACAAAUGUGAGGCUUUGGGUUCUUAUGGAACCUGGGAAUUCCUUAUUUUCUUUUUGUCCUUGAAAUUAGAGCUUCUAUAAAGGAUGAUUUCAAAUGCUUCAUAUUAAAUCCAAGAGUAAGCCA